AUGGCAGCCCUUUUGUGCUUCAUAUGUUGGGUUUCACCUAUCCAAGCUUAUAAAAGGCUCAGAAAGAAUGGUUUUGAAGGUCCAAAACCAAAUUUUCCUUUGGGGAACAUUGAAGAGAUGAGAAAAAAGGAGAAAACAGAUUCUCUUUUUGAUCAAUCUAUAGAUGUAACCCAUAACAUCCAUUCAAGUGUGUUUCCUUACUUUGCUAGGUGGAGAAAAUUAUAUGGAAAAGUAUUUGUGUAUUGGCUUGGGACGGAGCCAUUUCUAUAUGUUGCAGAGCCUGAAUUUCUGAAGCAGAUGUCAUCAGUAGUGAUGGCCAAGAACUGGGGAAAGCCUAAAGUGUUUAAAUAUGAUAGAACGCCUAUGUUUGGGAAUGGACUAAACAUGGUGGAAGGAGAUGAUUGGACUCACCAUCGUAGCAUCAUUGCACCUGCAUUGUCACCAGCCAACCUCAAGGUCAUGGCAAGCUCAAUGGUGGAAUCUACCAAUAAGAUGUUAGACCAGUGGUCUACACUCAUUGCCUCCGGCGAGCCCACCAUCGACGUCGAGCGACACGUCAUAAGUACGGCUGCAGAGAUCAUUGCAAAGACAUCUUUUGGAAUCAAUGACGACAAUGGUAGCUUAGUGUUUCAGAAGCUAAGAGACCUGCAAAUCUCUCUCUUCAAGUUUAAUCGCUUGGUUGGUGUUCCCUUCAGCAAGCUUAUGCAUCUUAAGAAGACCUCAGAGUCAAGAAAGCUAGGAAAGGAGAUCGAUAGUCUCCUUUUAUCGAUCAUAGCUUCUAGGAAGAGAGAUCAUCAUCAUCCUCAACAAGACUUGCUAGGGCUUCUACUUGCAGACUCGGAGAACAAUAACCAAGUUGAUGGGCAACAGGGCAAGAAGAAGAAGAAGCUUACGGAGAGAGAGCUGGUGGACGAGUGCAAGACUUUCUUCUUUGCGGGUCAUGAGACUACGGCUUUGGCCAUCACAUGGACAUUACUACUCUUGGCCUUGCACCCUGAGUGGCAAGAAUAUCUGAGGGAAGAGAUCAAAGAAGUUACUGGAGAUGGUCCCCUUGAUCCCAUCAUGCUUCCUCGACUAAAGAAGGUAAUAACUUCUGCUCCACCCUGCCUUCAUGUGGUUCCCACCACACAUCGGGAUCCACCAUUCAUGGGGUCUACGAUCUACCAACAGCAUGCUGCGGGAAGAGGCCAAUGUUGGUCUUAG
This is a messenger RNA of Macadamia integrifolia, 1203 nucleotides long. RefSeq names its product cytokinin hydroxylase-like. Gene Ontology annotation, molecular function: oxidoreductase activity, acting on paired donors, with incorporation or reduction of molecular oxygen; monooxygenase activity; iron ion binding. The coding region runs from base 1 to 1203 and encodes 400 amino acids. The transcript has 3 exons. The record is from RefSeq and is a predicted model, not a curated record. NCBI's taxonomy places the organism in Eukaryota, Viridiplantae, Streptophyta, Magnoliopsida, Proteales, Proteaceae.